AACGAAUCAACUCAAAUUGGGCGAAAAGCGGUUUUCCCAUGAGCCUGCCACCUUUCUCCCUUUCGCUGAACUACUAAAGCUUUUCUCCUCCUUCAAAUACCUGUACUGCACUGCCCAUCAAGGUCUCUGCAGCUUCCCAACCCGAACCACCACGAUUGCGUCACGAGCUAUUUGGGCAGAUUUGAAGAAUUGAGGAUUGCAAAAUGUCGACUGAAGGCAAAACCAUCACCUGCAAGGCUGCUGUGGCCUGGGAGGCCGGCAAGGACUUGGUGAUUGAGGAUGUUGAGGUUGCUCCGCCCAAGGCCCACGAGGUCCGCAUACAGGUCCACUACACGGGUGUCUGCCAUACCGAUGCAUACAUGUUGAGUGGACAAGAUCCUGAGGGCGCUUUCCCUGUCAUUGCUGGACACGAGGGCGCUGGUAUCGUUGAGAGCGUUGGCGAAGGCGUGACCAACGUGAAGGUGGGCGACACAGUUGUUGCACUUUACACACCAGAAUGCGGCGAAUGCAAGUUCUGCAAAUCCGGCAAGACCAACCUAUGUGGCAAGAUUCGUGCCACUCAAGGAAAGGGUGUCCUCCCAGAUGGCACUUCUCGAUUUAAGUGCAAGGGCCAGGAUAUUCUCGCUUUCAUGGGCUGCUCUACAUUCUCCCAAUACACCGUUGUCGCUGACAUCUCUGUUGUUACCGUGACGGACAAGGCACCGAUGGACCGAACAUGUCUGCUUGGUUGUGGUAUUACCACCGGAUACGGCGCCGCAGUCAUCACUGCUGGCCGGACUGGGAAGGGUGUCGAGGAGGGCUCAAACGUGGCUGUCUUUGGUGCUGGCUGCGUCGGUCUCUCGGUCAUUCAGGGUGCUGCGAAGAACAAGGCUGGCAAGAUCAUUGUGGUUGACGUCAACGACAAGAAGAAGGAGUGGUCGAAGAAAUUCGGCGCUACUGACUUCGUGAACCCAGCUAAGGACCUCAAGGAGGGCGAGACCAUCCAGCAGAGACUUAUCGAUAUGACCGACGGCGGCUGCGACUACACCUUCGACUGCACAGGUAACGUGCAAGUAAUGAGAGCAGCCCUCGAGGCUUGCCACAAGGGUUGGGGAGAGAGCAUCAUUAUUGGUGUCGCUGCUGCUGGAAAGGAGAUCUCGACAAGACCAUUCCAACUUGUUACCGGCCGUGUAUGGAAGGGCUGCGCUUUCGGUGGUGUCAAGGGCCGCAGCCAAAUGGGCGGUCUCGUGCAAGACUACAUGGACGGCAAGCUCAAGGUCGACGAGUUCAUCACCCACAGACAGAAGCUUGGCGGCAUCAACCAAGCAUUCCAGGACAUGCGCGCCGGAGACUGCAUCCGAUGCGUUGUCGACAUGAAGCAAGUAUGAGCUGAUUGCAUGAGGUACGAAGCGAUUGCAUAAGCCAAAGAGGUGCCCAAGCGAUUGUGUUUUUGAUGAAUACCACGAUACAUACUUCAAUCGUGGUUGUGGCGCUUAGCGUUUGGCGAGUAAAAGCGAGUCUUGUGCCAAAUUGUGAGUCUCAAAUCAAGAUACCAAUUGUGCGUGCCAAUUGAAAUGUCCACUUGCUCUUCCU
Pseudocercospora fijiensis CIRAD86 is the source of this 1572-nucleotide messenger RNA. RefSeq lists its product as uncharacterized. The transcript has 3 exons. Lineage: Eukaryota; Fungi; Ascomycota; Dothideomycetes; Mycosphaerellales; Mycosphaerellaceae. Gene Ontology annotation, cellular component: cytosol. The record is from RefSeq and is a predicted model, not a curated record. The coding region runs from base 204 to 1367 and encodes 387 amino acids. Gene Ontology annotation, molecular function: S-(hydroxymethyl)glutathione dehydrogenase [NAD(P)+] activity; zinc ion binding. Gene Ontology annotation, biological process: formaldehyde catabolic process.